AGGAAAGCUGCCACUGCAUCUACAUCUGGCCCCGGAGACACGAGAACACAGGGAUCUGUCAAAUAUGCUGUUCUGUCACUCCCAGCCUGAGUCCUACCACCAGCAGCACUCUGCCAGUUACAUUAGAGAGGCCUUGGCGCCUUUUCUUAAAAAUGAAGAAGCUCGGCUUAUGUUGCAAAACGGUGCUAAGCAGGUGCCGUUCCAGUACGUCCUCUGUGCCGCCACCUCGCCAGCUGUGAAGCAGCAGGAGGAGACCCUCACUUAUCUCAACCAAGGUCAGUCCUACGAAAUCCGUAUGCUUAACAGAAAACUAGUGGAGUAUACAGAUAUAAGCAGCAAAUAUGUAAAGAGCAUCAUACGAGUGGUGUUUCAUGACCGCCGGCUGCAGUACAUGGAGCACCAGCAGCUGGAGGGAUGGCGGUGGAACAGACCUGGAGAUCGGAUCCUGGAUAUCGAUGUGCCACUGUCAGUGGGGGUGGUGGAGCCUUGUUCUCAACCUCUGCACCUCAACACCAUUGAGUUCCUUUGGGAUCCUGAAAAGAACACUUCAGUUUUCAUCCAGGUCAACUGCAUCAGCACAGAGUUCACCCCCAGGAAGCACGGUGGGGAGAAAGGCGUCUCCUUUCGCAUCCAAGUGGACACGUUCAGCCCGAAUGAGCACGGGGAAUACAUGGAGCAUGUGCACUCAUCCAGCUGCCAGGUCAAAGUCUUCAAGCCCAAAGGAGCUGAUCGUAAACUGAAAACAGACAAGGACAAGAUUGUUAAAAAGCUCCUUCAGGACAGAGAGAAGUAUCAGUUGUCCCAUGAGACCACCGUGCUCACCGAGUGUUCACUGUGGCCUGACACCCUUAAUCUCAACAGUAGCAGCAGCACACUAUCUCCGGCUUACCACAGCUCCCCAACCUCAUGUAGUUUCACAGAUGGCAACAGCUCUCCAAACCAGCAGGAGGACCUGCUCAUGCCCGGCUGCUCUGAUCACCUUGUGCCAUCGUCCUCGCUGCAGGACACUCAGCAGUGGCUGCACCGUCACAGGUUCACGCCUUUCUCAAGGCUCUUCUCCAGCUUCACAGGUGCUGAUCUGUUGAGGAUGAGCAGGGAAGAUCUGAUCCAGAUCUGCGGCCCAGCAGAUGGUAUUCGCCUUUUUAACACCAUGAAGGAAAGGUGUAUACAACCUCGUCUCACCAUCUAUGUGUGUCAGCAGCAGAACACAGAUCCUCCUCCAGUCAAGCCAGGUGGAGACAUCUAUCACGCCCUGUAUCUGGAAGAGCCGACACUGUUGGACCUUUCUGAGAAGGUCGCCAUGCUUUACAGCAUCACUCCACAGCAAAUCAUCCACAUCUACAGACAGAAGUCCUCAGGGAUCUACGUCCUGGUGUCUGAUGAGAUGGUGCAGAACUUCAGUGAAGAAAUGAGCUUCAUCAUCAGCACUGUCAGAAAUGAAAAAACUAACGGCUACCACGUUGUGUUGAAAUGACCCACAGCUUCCUGCCGUCUUAGAAUUGUACACAUUACACUUGUUCAAUGAGUUAUGCGACACUGACAAAGAUUUUAGUUUACUUUUGAUUUUGUAUUACAUUUUCCUGGUAUUUUCCUGUUUUAUUUACCUAUAAAAUAACUAAUUUGUGUUUAACACACCAUCAGCUUGUUGUAUAAUCCAUUAUUUCUGCUUU
Molecule: messenger RNA, 1670 nt
Organism: Thalassophryne amazonica
Lineage: Eukaryota; Metazoa; Chordata; Actinopteri; Batrachoidiformes; Batrachoididae
Gene: tfcp2l1
Product: transcription factor CP2-like 1
Exons: 15
Coding region: 65-1474 (469 amino acids)
Biological process (GO): regulation of transcription by RNA polymerase II
Cellular component (GO): nucleus
Molecular function (GO): RNA polymerase II cis-regulatory region sequence-specific DNA binding; DNA-binding transcription activator activity, RNA polymerase II-specific
Source: RefSeq, a predicted model, not a curated record